Pogona vitticeps (central bearded dragon) is the source of this 4464-nucleotide messenger RNA. RefSeq names its product protein kinase cAMP-dependent X-linked catalytic subunit (gene PRKX). The record is from RefSeq and is a predicted model, not a curated record. Gene Ontology annotation, biological process: protein phosphorylation. Gene Ontology annotation, molecular function: ATP binding; cAMP-dependent protein kinase activity. NCBI's taxonomy places the organism in Eukaryota, Metazoa, Chordata, Lepidosauria, Squamata, Agamidae. Gene Ontology annotation, cellular component: cytosol; cAMP-dependent protein kinase complex.
CGACCGGCUGGCGGGCGGGCAGGCGGGCUAGCGAGCGAGGGAGUGAGUGAGAGCGUCGGCGCUCUCCCGGCAAGCCCAUUGUCUGCACCGAGGCGCCGGCGGGAAGCGAGCCAUCCUAUUCUGUCCUCAGAAUUCGGCGCGGAAGCGAAGCAGCACAGCCGGACGAGGAAGCUGCGCCCGGGCGCAAUGCAGGGCGCCGGCCACCGCUUUGCAGCUGCUAAGAAGCUGAGCCACGAACCGGGCCGGGCUCGGAGCAGCUACAGCGACUGAAGCGGGAAGAAGGAAAGCGGCCGGCCCGACUCUGGCGGCACCAAACUUUGCCCUUUGGCCUGUCAGGGAGAAGCCUCCCUCUCCUUUUCUUCUCCCCAUGGAGACGCUGAGCGCCGUCAGGGCGAAAGUCGGCAGCCGAAGCCCCGGAGGCUGUGAGGCGGUAGGAACGGGCGAGUCGCAACCCGUCCCCUCUUCCAGCCCUGCCGGCCGAGACUCUCCUGCCCCGUCGGCGCCGGAUUCCACCGUUUAUAGACUCGAGGAUCUGGAGACCUUGGCCACUGUGGGGACAGGUACUUUUGGACGGGUUCAUCUGGUGAAAGAAAAAUCAGCCAAAAACUACUUUGCCUUGAAAGUAAUGAGUAUUCCAGAUGUCAUCCGACUAAAACAAGAACAGCAUGUGCACAAUGAAAAAUCAGUCUUGAAAGAAGUUAAUCAUCCAUUUCUGAUCAGACUAUUUUGGACUUACCAUGAUGAACGCUUUCUGUAUAUGUUGAUGGAAUAUGUACCUGGUGGCGAACUUUUCAGUUACCUGCGCAACAUGGGACGCUUUAAUAACAGCACUGGACUGUUUUAUUCUGCAGAGAUUAUUUGUGCAAUAGAAUAUCUCCAUUCAAAAGAAAUUGUUUACAGAGACUUAAAGCCUGAAAAUAUUUUAUUAGACAAAGAGGGGCAUAUCAAACUCACAGACUUUGGAUUCGCUAAAAAGCUGGUUGAUAGGACAUGGACGCUGUGUGGAACUCCAGAGUAUCUUGCCCCAGAAGUCAUACAGAGUAAAGGUCAUGGAAGAGCAGUGGACUGGUGGGCCCUUGGCAUUCUCAUAUUUGAGAUGUUGUCUGGGUUUCCUCCAUUCUUUGAUGACAACCCAUUUGGAAUAUAUCAGAAGAUACUUGCUGGCAAAAUAGACUUCCCCAGACAUUUAGAUUUAUAUGUAAAGGACCUUAUUAAAAAGCUUCUUGUGGUUGACAGAACAAGACGGCUGGGAAACAUGAAGAAUGGAGCUGAUGAUGUGAAGAGGCACCGAUGGUUUAGGUCUGUAGACUGGGAUGGUGUACCACAGAGAAAAUUAAGGCCUCCUAUAAUACCGAAAGUAUCAAAUGACGGUGAUACGUCUAAUUUUGAAGCUUAUCCUGAAGAUGACUGGAACAAAACACCUCCUGUACCUCCUAAAGACCUAGAAAUUUUCAAAAACUUCUAAGUGUGAGACAAAGAAUAUAAUUAAGACACUGGAAGAAUAUUCAGAUAGUUUGUGACUGGAAAAGAAGAACUGAAAAUCUGCAGAAGAAUUUUACUGAAAUGAAUAAACAAAAGAAUAUUACUAUGUUAAGCACAGACUUUAAAGAAAUGAGGUUAUAAGUCUGGAAAUGGACAAUAUUUGGGUUUCAUUGUAUGGGUCUGGCAUUACUCAGUAAACUAAAAUACUGAGGUACCUAGGUGAGGUGCAAACACUGAAAUUGUGAUAGCUUUUUUUAAAUUAAAGUUAUUUUAGUUCUGUUUCAUGCAAUGCCCAACUCUUUUUUGCAGUUAUCUCAUAGACUAACUUUGUAAGUUUAUACUAAGAUUAUCAUUUAAAGCACAAAUUAGUAUAUAUGUAUAUAAUGAAUUCAAUACAACUAGAGCACAGAAACUGUGCAAAAUGUAAAAUUUUGUACUUUACAGAGUCUAUGGUUUUUAUUCUUCAAGAUGCCCUCCAGAAGAGAAAAUAAUAAUCCUGAAAUGAUAAAUAGGUUUUUAGCAUCUUCUAUAUAUUUUGUAAUUCUUUAUAAAAAUAAAUAUACACAUAAAUUUUAAGAAAAGUGUAUCACUUCCAGUGCUUAACACCAUACUACUUGAAAGCUGAAUGAUAAAAGGCCUUGUCAUAAGCCUUAUUUUGUCCUUAGAUGGCAUCAUGUUUUCUUUUCAAAGUUGAAGUAAAAGGAUGUGUAUUGCACAUCACAAGUCUUUGUGACUACAGACUAUGUUAAAAUAAGUUUUUCAUUCUUAAUCAUAUGAAAUAAUAGCAAGGUGCACGCGCACACACAUACACUGCAGCACUGACUGCUAAUAAGGGUAAGUUCUCUUGUUUUCUGUUUUCAGAUUUUCAUAGAAUUGUUGUAGUUGCCAGGGGCUCAAAAAUUAUCUCACCCAAGCCUCUACUCUAAGUGCAGGGUCACGCAUAAUAUGUAUCACUGUAACCUCAAGUGAUGGAUUGAUGUUUGAAAGAGUCAUCACGUAUCAAGCAGUGCAGUUAGAAAAUCCAUGUUUAAAUUAGGAUUAAUCAUGCAAUUGGUACCAUCAAAAUAAACCUGAAAGGGUAGAUUUAGCAAUCAUGAAGGGGAAUAUAGUUUUCAUAGAUAACUUAGGUUAAGAUAAAGACUCAUCUAUCCAUAACUGCACUGCUCAAACCAAGUGCCACUCCUGGGAUUUGAUGUUAUUUUAAGGAUGCAAGAUGUUCUGCCUGCAUAUAUUUAAGAAGUUAUUUUAAAAUGUUGACUUCCAGCUGUUAUUUUCUCUAUACUGUGCAACUUGGUGCCCUCCAUAUAUUUUGGACUACUGGUCCCUUUAUAUACGUCUGUUCAGUAAUAUUGGUACCCUUAGGGAAAGAAUGCUAGAAAUUACAAGCUUAACUUGAAUGUUUAAUGAUUAUACAUAAUGUAAAUUCAAAUAUUUACAUUAUUGCCCAGCCAUUCAAAGUGGUGUAUGGCAUUCUCCAAAAACAUUGUUUUAAUAGUCAUUGCCUUCUAGAACUAUUUCACUUAACAAUUUAGCUUUGAAUACAAGAUUUGGCUGUAUCUCUUCCAUUUAAAAUUUGCAGCCGUAUAUUUUCUUUUUUAAAUUUUCAGCUAUUUUAGUGCAUCUGACAGUAAAGCUGGCCCAGUUCCUUAACUGACAAUGGGAUUUCCAUGGGUAUUCUUCUCUCAAUAGCAUUGUGUCACUCAUGAGUCAUUCCAUGAGAAUAUUUGAUUUAUUUGAUUCUUCAGUGGGUGGGUCACAUUCAUGCAAAUAAGCAUUUGGGCAGUUAUUAAACACACUGUACUACAUCUCACAACAAAAGUAUCUUGUACAUUAGUUACAAUUAUAUAAUACAAGUUGCACAGAAGGUCAUCCUUUUAUUGAGGUUUGAUAGAAUGAAGCGCCAAGUAAACCUUUUCAACAUAGGGGAAGUGCAUAAAAUCAUCUAUUAUAUUUUGUUCUCUUUUUUUAAAACAAGGAAAGAGGGGAAAAGGGAAACACAUGCAGGUAUGAAAAAGUUAAUGCCACAGCUCCAUAUGAAUAUUUUUUUAAAAAAUAACACAGACACCUUUCAGUUUACUUCUGUUGCUACUGAUAUUUAUUUCCCCUGGCCAUUUUAAUAUAUCUUAUUUUCAAAUAAUUUCAAACAGAAUUCACUUGUUUACAUUAGCUAAAAGCUUUUGUGAUAGAUUGGGGAUGAAAGCAAAAUAGCUCAAUUUAAGGAUCUUUCUAAAUUUAUCCUGAAGAACUAAAUUAUUUUGCAACAAAAAAAAUGACACAGUACAGUUUUAAAAGGGGACAUGUCACAGAUCAGUGGUUCUCGUCCUUGGGUAGCCCAGAUGUUCUUGGACUGCAACUCCCAGAAACCCUGUCCAGCACAGCAGGUGGUGAAGUUUCCUGGGAACUGUGGUCUAAGAACAUCUGGGUUGCUCAAAAUUGGGGAGCCACUGUCAUAUAUUAUCCAAUGAUUUUGUUUAAUAGAGUGACAACAGCUUGUGCUGUUGAAGAUUGAUCCAAGUGAUCUACUUUAAAAGAGCAAUUUUAAUAUUUCCAGAAGUAGGUGUGGAACUGCAUUUAAUUGGAUGAUUCCCCCUACAAAAAUAAAUAGGAAGUGGAAUAUAGCAGGCUGGUUAUCUUACUGUGGAAGAAAGCUAAGGCUCUGUGGUUUCUAUUUCACACAUUGUUUAGCUUUCAAGAACUCUAGCAUGAUUCUUUUGUACUGUGUACAGAUUUCCUAUGUUUUGCACUUUUCUAUGGCAAACAUGACAGCUUUAUAAAUAAUUCUGUUGUACAGUAAAUAAGGAAUGGUUAAGCUGUAUAAAGAACCAAAUGGGGCAGAAAACGACUUCCAAGGGUGACUUGGACUGAUGUCAAUGAAGGUGCUUGCUAGUAACUCAUGUAUAGGUACUGUACAGAUGUGUCAGUCAGUCCUCUUUGCACAAGGAAAAUCACUGUGAUCUGUAAAUAAAAUGUAGUCCAAAAAUG